GCUCUGUGAUUCCAGUAAUCCCGGCCCUCCGCGUCAAUCCACUGGGAAUGGUAAACUAGCACAAACACGACCUCACAGAGCCGCGCACGACUGUUUCUCCUCACCGUCCUGACACUUCACUGUUCACUGAGGUCCCGUUAAAGACACGAUCAUCGUACAUCGAAGGCUGACAUCCAUCUGCUGAUGACUGCUAUGGUUUUACUGUAGAGAACGUUUUUGCCGCAGUGGAAAGAAAUUCAACCAGUAUCCAGUAUGCUUCCCUUAAGGCUGAGCUAUAGCCCAGGGCGGCUCAUCUGUUUCCUUGUGGGCUUCUUUGUGUUGCGAGCUCAUGCCAAAGAUGCAGUUUUGACUGUUCCAGAGCAAGUGAGCCUUUCACCUAACAUGUACACGCAACAGCUAUCGAUAUCCUGGGUGGGGACUGGAGCCUCCGCCUUUGACAUCAUGAUACUUCGGACUGAACUCAAUGAAACGGUUUUCCAUGAGACAGUGUCUUCUUCCGCGGACUCAGUGACUGGACGACACAUGUGGAACUGGACCUCACUUGAGCCUUUGGAAUGCACCUCUCUGUCUGUCCGAAUAUGCUCUCGAGAUGGUGCAAGGACAAGUGAAUGGAGCAACACUCAGAUUCUUCGAGGUAUGGACCUGCCCAGUAAUGACAGGUUCCAGAUGUUCCCCCAGGACAGAAUUGUACCUGUUGGGAUCAAUACCACCUUUUGCUGCAUUGUGGAAGAAGGAAAAGAAUUUGGAUCCCUCCGUUACGGCAACAUGGUUAUGAACACCUCUCGCCUGAGUAGACGUAGUUACGCCUCAACUGCAUUUCUCCAAAGAGCAUCGGCCAGAACAGGAACUAACGUUGUCUGUAAUGACAAAUUGAAGUCGAAAAUUACGGGAGCUGUCAUUUUUGUUGGAUAUCCACCUCAACCCAGUGACUUGGUGUGCGAGACGCGUGACUUGAUCUCUGUAGUUUGCCAGUGGAAUGUUGGAAGAGACACGCACUUGUACGGAAGACGCAGGACAAACUACACCUUGAACAAAAGAUUGUGCAACAGUUCCAGUCAUCAAGCAAAGCUGAGAAUCUGUACCCUGGAUAACUGGGAGGGUAACUGGACUUUGGAAGCAGUCAAUCCUCUCGGCAAGUCUGUGUUGACAGACUCUGCUGAAAUCAGCAGCCGAAUAAAUCCUGUUGCUCCCAUUUCGCUGACCUCCAUCAACAAAUCUUGGAAUGCAACUGUGUUGUGGGGUUGGGAGCACAGCACCUACCUGACUUUAGCUCUUGUUUGCCAAGUGCAGCUGAACAAGUCAAUGCAAACCUUUAGUGGCGUUGGCCUGCAGUCUGCAUUUCUCCCCAACUUGUAUCCAGAUAAAACGUAUGUGGUCCAAGUGCGCUGUGGAGCCCAGAAGAACUUUUGGAAAUGGGGAAACUGGAGCCAGCCGUAUUCUUUCAAAACACAACCUGAUGCUCCAGUGGCUCCUGAUGCAUGGCAGUAUGUCAACACUGAUGGCUCAGGGACGAUCAUGUGGAAGCCAACCUCUGAUCAAGACAGUCGUGGUCAGAUUACUGGUUAUGACGUGACCCUCUGGAGCCCAGAGCAGCAGUCCCAGUAUCUUGAAAUCCCCCCAACAAAAACUUCUGUCCGUGUGAGCUUGACGGAGUUUAACUGCAGCAAGGUCAUUGCAAAUGUAGUUGCUAAAAAUAUUGCUGGAGAGUCACCACCUGCUCGUGUGGUUAUACCGCUGCAGGUUGCAGAUCGCAAACUCAUGACUGUAUCCAAGGCAGUUUACAUGGACGGAGGAUUUCCCCUACUCUGGUUGAAUGACACUAACAGCAGCUGUGGUUAUGUAGUCGAGUGGUACGACUCACUCUGCCAGCUGGACUGCCCACUGGAGUGGAUGAAGGUGACCACUGGGACAACUAAUGUUUCUCUGGUAUCAGCAAACUUUCAGCCAGGUGUGAAGUACAACAUUGCCCUGUACAGCUGCUCCUCAGAGAUGUUGCAGCGCUGGCAGGGAUACUCUCAAGAACUAGCCCCCUCUAGCCCCGUACCCCAGUUGGUCACCACUCAGCAGGACUCUGAUAUCAUCCUGACCUGGGGGCAGAUUCCCGUGGUAAACAGAAGAGGCUACCUCCUUGGUUACAAUGUUUAUAUCAGUGAUGGCCCCCAACUGGAACUGCUUGCCAACAUUCCGAACGCUGAUAUCAGGAAGUACACCGUGAAGGGUUUGUCCCUGGGAUCCUAUAAAUUUACCGUCAAGGCCUACACUGCAGCAGGCGAAGACUCGGGAGCCACUAGCUCCAUUUCACCGACGUCAUACACUGAUUGGCUGAUUCUGGAGAUCUUGGCCUCCCUGGGAACCACUGCUCUGUUCCUGGCAGUCAUCACAUUGAUAUGUUACAAGAAACGAAAAUGGGUGAAGAAAACGUUUUACCCCGACAUUCCAGAGCCCAAGCUGCCCGGAGACUGGUCCAGCACACAGCAGGGACCUUUGGAUGUGAAGCCCUCACCUCACAGUUUAGUCCAUGUGGUUCACAAGCCCGAAUGGGAUUCAAGUAAAGAAGUCCUUGUUGUCAUUCCUGAAGAGGACGAGGAAGACGAAGUGCCUGAUGACACGGAUGAGGCCACGUCUUUACGUUAUUACAACCAAGUGGUAGACGAACGCCCCAUAAGGCCCCGUUACCCAGAUUCUUCGGAAUCCUCUGCAUCUUCUUUGGAUUCCGCGAGCACAGAUGUGACUUAUACUGGGAUCCAGACCACAGGAUCCUCACUGGUCUUCCCACUUGAUCCGCAAGACUCCACUGAGGGCCUGCGCACGCAGGGAGACCUGCCAGUGGGAGGCGGGGAUGCAGACGGAGGCUACCGUCCUCAGAUGCAUCCCCAGCUUCAAAGUGAAGACUUCAGUCAAGCUCCAGAUGCUUCUGCCAUGGAGUUGGAAGCUGACGGCCCUUCUGGUUACAAACCUCAAGUGAACUGGAGUCUGGACUCUCCAGGGGAAGCUGCUGAGAACCGGGAUGCAGCACCAUGUCUGGGAUCGCCCACGUCCGUGGCGUCCACUCAGUUCCUCCUUCAUGACGGCGAAUCUGAGGAACAUGCAGAUGAGAAACGACACCAAACGUCGUCAGCAGCCUCCUGGUUCACCAAUCUCAUCUCGUCUACUAAACCAUGAGGUCAUUUCUCUCUAUAAGCUGCAAGGCUGUGGGGGUUGAAAAAAAUAGCUGAGCUUCUGUUACUAGUCACCCCAUCAAGCCAAAUCUAAAUCAUGAAUUCCAUAAAAUGACAGCACCGUGGAAGCAGGAACCCUAGGUGUCUAAGAUCCUUCAAGUUUUUACUCAUUCAAUACUUGGAUUCAUCAAUGGAUUCACAGAUUUAUUUAGAACCAUUUACCUCUGCCUACUGGUUACAUUGCUGCUGAUGGUAGGUAGCUUCACAGUUUUUGGAAAAUGGGAAGUUAAGCAGUGAUUGACGCUCAUAGGUCAUAAACAUUAACUGGUCGAAAACUGAAAAUUGAAAGCUAUUUCAAGACUCACAUUUCAACAGGAACAUAACUUUGUGAAUAUAGGAUUUAAUGAGGGUGGUAGCUGAAACUAUUUUUGUUGGUGCUGAACAAAGAUGGAAGCAGAAAGCUGCAUUGUUUUGAUUCCAUUACUGUUGAACGACUUGGGUCAAUGCUGCACUUUUAAUGAGGUCAACACUUCUCAGUAGCAGUGAGUCAGUAAACUGAUUUAAGCUAUGAGAGGUUAUGAGUGAGUAUAACUACAUACAGUUUUUAAUUCUGCCUAUAUUUUUAUUUUGCAAUAUUUUUAAAGUUGUUUUAUAAGUCAAAUUGUGAGUAAGAAUUAUUCCAUGAAAUUCCUGUACAUUUUAUUACUAUACAUGUCGAAAUGUGAUUUGUGCUUCCAUAUAUUGGCACCGCAUCCCAUCUCACAAUGUCUUGUUGUUGACUGUUGAACUGGACAUGAAACUUGUUACUUACACUGAAACACUACAUAUAUCAUGAUCACAUGGGGUUGAGUAUGAGUCUUAUCACCAAAUAAGCCAGUUAAACUUCCACACAGAUCUAAUUAGCCAGGUUCGUAUUGUGCUUUAAUAUAUCUCACUGACACGUUGUGUCUGUAAACAUGGUACAAGUAGCUUUUGAGGAUUUAAGAGAUUUAGAGUUGUUCCCAAAGCUACUAAGCUUUCUGUUGCAAUUUAAAGCCGAUGAACCUAAAAUAUUUUGAUCAAUAACCCAACAGCCGCACAACAUUACAGAUUAUUCCAUCUUGUGGAUGUUGUUGUUGUCAUUAUUUUUUUGUUAGUGCCUCUGCAAUACAAGUGUUUGGAGAAACUACUGUGAAUGAAGAUGGUUUUACUAGCCACCUGUUAAUAUGCAGCUGUCAUGGACUACUGAUGUAUUCCUGUUGUUGUUAUCAUUGACAUGUAUGUUUGUGGUCAGUGUUUUGCGUGGCAAUAUCUCAUAUUUUGAGUAUUAACUUAGUUUCCUUUUGAGCUCACUAUGUCUGUUAUGUUGGGCUUUCGAGACUAACCUAUGAACGCUAUGUGUUACAUGCUUUUAUGUUGAUUUGAAUCAACAAAUGUUCAUUUUGUUUGAGAAAUUUUCAUCAUGUCAAUACAUUUCACUGCCUUAUUGUCUUUAAAGAAUUAAAGUAGCUCGCCGUACCUGUUACUAUACUAAUUGCAACGGUGAUAAAGAGAUUGGUUAAUGACUAGAGACGUGGUUGUGUAAAGCAGUGGCAUCUAUUAAGUAGCAUUGUGAUUUUUGUCUUCCUGAAGUAGCUUCGUCUGCUUUCUACUACUACUAUGCUAUUGCUGCUUUUUAGUGCAUUGUAAGUUGAUCAUAGUAAAACUAUAUGCCCUGACCUUUUGUGUUUGAAUAGUAGUUUUCUAGAAUUGGUUUUACGGCAGGUUACACUUGCUGCCUUACACCUGUCUGUAAUUCUAAACUGAAUGUAUAAAAUACAUCCCAUAAAGAGUUCCAAACCUCGAUGGCUUUAUGAAACUAACACUAAGACUUUUGCAUGACCAGCUGGCUGUAAGUAUGCUGCACCAGACAAGGCUUUUAUUUCCGGAAAAGGCUUUAAAGAUUUGUGGAGGUUUUAUUUUUUGAUGGAAAGAUUCAAGAACCCUAGUGAAAGGGAAGAAUUUUAUGUUAAAACCAAUAACUCAAACUGAAAUGCUACCUGUUUUAAAGACAAUAAAAGUAUUUG
Molecule: messenger RNA, 5203 nt
Organism: Synchiropus splendidus (mandarinfish)
Lineage: Eukaryota; Metazoa; Chordata; Actinopteri; Syngnathiformes; Callionymidae
Gene: lifra
Product: LIF receptor subunit alpha a
Exons: 18
Coding region: 253-3162 (969 amino acids)
Biological process (GO): cytokine-mediated signaling pathway
Cellular component (GO): signaling receptor complex; external side of plasma membrane
Molecular function (GO): cytokine receptor activity; cytokine binding
Source: RefSeq, a predicted model, not a curated record